Nomia melanderi (Alkali bee) is the source of this 626-nucleotide messenger RNA. RefSeq lists its product as uncharacterized. Lineage: Eukaryota; Metazoa; Arthropoda; Insecta; Hymenoptera; Halictidae. The record is from RefSeq and is a predicted model, not a curated record.
GAAAGUGUUCAGUACACUGACAUACUUGUUUUACUCAGCCUUUCAUGUGCUGUGAAAUAUCAGAAGGUAUACCAAAUAAGAGGAAUACGAAUGCACCUAAAACAGUGAAACCAUUGAAGUUCGCAGAGAAGCCAAAGGCUGAAGAAGUAAGGACAAUGGAAAAAAUUGAGAUCUAUUAUUUUGAUCAUGGCAAUUCUGCAUAUUUCCGGACAACUGACUCGCCACCGAUUUUGGCCACGGAAAAGUGUGCGGAGAAGACCGAUCAAGCGGCGACACGGUUCUGGGCUGAAAUAUUUGGGACAAUUCACAUUGGCACCGCGUUUGUCACAGCGUUCAUCCUGCAGCUCAUUCGUUUCGUACUCUAUAGCAUAGUCAGACCACUCACUGUAGGGGUUCUGCAAAUGUUUGCAGACUAUUUCAUAAAGCCCAGUUUGUCGAUUAUAUUUAACGCAAUCAUACAACCGGUCUUAAUAUUACUGUAUAACAUUGCGACGUCUUUGAAGGACCUUUGCGAGCCCAUUGCAGAGGCAAUUGGUUUAUUUUUAAGGGAGAUUGCUAAUUUGUGCGCAGCGAUUAGAAUCGUUGAAGUCAGGCAGAAUAAUUCUCCUUCGGUUGCUUGCACUUGA